Messenger RNA from Galleria mellonella (greater wax moth), 983 nucleotides. Its product is annotated as non-structural maintenance of chromosomes element 3 homolog. Bases 232 to 897 code for a protein of 221 amino acids. The record is from RefSeq and is a predicted model, not a curated record. The transcript has 5 exons. Lineage: Eukaryota; Metazoa; Arthropoda; Insecta; Lepidoptera; Pyralidae. Gene Ontology annotation, cellular component: nucleus.
CUUUAAUUUGAAUUUUUUUUUUUGUUUAGCUAAAAAUUUGAAUAUCAAAUACCAAAAUAACAGUAAUCGCUUGUAUAAUUAUAAUUUGUUCAAUAUUUUGUGUAGGUACUUUGUAUUCUGUCCAUCGUCUCUGAUCUGUGAUUUUGUUUUUUUAUUAUAGGUGUAUUUUUUAAUUGUAGUUUAGAUACUACUUCUAUUAUAGUGUAAUUCUGUUUAUGCGGUUUUUUAAAAAUGUCUCAAAGACGUGUGAAUAGAUCAAACACGGAAGAAGUAGAAGAAAAUAUCGAGAGCGCAAUUAACGAAUGUGUUCGCUAUAUUGUGAUUCGAGAAGGCAGCAAAAUCCCUAUAAAACGUGCCGAAAUUGCCAAACACUUAAAUUCUACGUGUCAAACACCAUCGAACCAAGUCAACAGUGUAAUUAUUGAAGCUAACAAAGUAUUAAAAAGAGUUUAUGGCUACAAGCUGAUUCAGGUGGAAUCUAAAAGUGGUAUCCAGUACAUAGUUGUCCUUAAUGAGGAAGGUAACUCACAGUCAUCUUGCAUCCCUGAUCCACUUCAGAGAAAGAUGCUGAUUGCUGCUCUUACACAUAUCUAUAUGACUGGAGGUCCUGUAAAAGAAGAAGAGAUGUGGAAGUUUUUGUCUGAAGCUGGCCUCAUGGAAGAGAAUGAUCAUACAGCAAGAAAAGUACUGACCAAUACAUUUACUAGGCAGAUGUAUUUGCAGUAUUCCAAGGUGGGUGAAGGUGAAAUAGCAAGAAAUGUAUUUGAAUGGGGACAACGUGCAGAGGAGGAAGUACCCAAAAUGUUUAUAUUAAACAAAAUGGCUGAAGCAUUUGGAAAAGAGCCCAACCAUUGGCAUGAACAAUACAGAGAAGCUACUGUAGAAGCAAGUUCAUAACUAUUAUAUGUAAUUAUUGUUUAAAAAUGUUUGUUGUUACACAAUGUUUAUUAAAAUUCUGUUUAAUAAACUAUUAUUCUUAUUUA